Molecule: messenger RNA, 1660 nt
Organism: Drosophila miranda
Lineage: Eukaryota; Metazoa; Arthropoda; Insecta; Diptera; Drosophilidae
Gene: DnaJ-H
Product: dnaJ homolog subfamily A member 2
Exons: 3
Coding region: 125-1303 (392 amino acids)
Biological process (GO): protein refolding
Cellular component (GO): cytosol; cytoplasm
Molecular function (GO): Hsp70 protein binding
Source: RefSeq, a predicted model, not a curated record
AUUAACUACGAACUGAAAAUACUGUCAUUGUCGGAAGUUUUUUCAAUAAAAAUUUUAUGUUUGGCUGGUUGCUAAAAACAAUUUACGGUUGCUUUAGUUUGUAGGGAGCUUCAGUUGAACAAACAUGGACAAUUUGAACCUAUAUGAAGUGCUGGGAGUUGCUCCGGAUGCAACCGAGAAAGAAAUUAAAAAGAACUAUCGCAGAUUGGCCAAAGAAUUCCAUCCAGAUAAAAAUCCCGAUGCUGGUGACAAGUUCAAGGAGAUUGCUUUUGCCUAUGAGGUGCUGUCCGAUCCGGAGAAACGUCGUAUAUACGACCGUCAUGGCUUAAAGGGGCUGCAGGAGGGCGCCGAAGGUUUUGCCGAUGCCUCCGAUCUCUUGAAUCAAUGGUUUCCGUUCGGUGGUGCCGCCGGCGGUCGUCCCAAGCGGGAGGGAAAAGUUUUCAUGAAACUGGAUCUAACGCUGGAGGAGAUUUAUGUUGGUGGCAUGAAGAAAACAGUUGACUACAAUCGCCAGAAGUUGUGCAGCAAAUGCAACGGCGAUGGUGGGCCCCAGGACGCACAUGAGAGCUGUGAGGCUUGUGGCGGUGUCGGACGAACAGCUGCUUUCACCUUCAUAGGGCUAAGCCCCUUCAAUGCAAGCUGCCCGGCAUGCGAUGGACGUGGUUUUACCAUCAAAGACAACAUGAAAUGUAGCCCAUGUCGUGGCAGUGGCUUUGUGGAGGAGAAAAUGAAACGGGAUCUGAUUGUGGAGCGUGGAGCUCCAAACAUGCUGAAGGUGUCCUUCAACAAAGAGGGGCAUCAGAUGCGUGGCGGCGAAUAUGGCGAUCUGAUUGUCGUGCUCGCCCAGCAACACCAUCCAACCUUUGAACGACGUCACGCUAAUCUCUAUAUGAAUGACCUGGAGAUUAGCAUAACCGAGGCUCUCUGCGGCUAUGCGCAUUGUUUCGACCAUCUGGAUGGCCGUCCCGUAUGUUUGCGCACCCAACCUGGCCAGGUGUUGCAGCACAAUCACAUCAAGAUGCUGCGUGGCGGUGGCAUGCCCGUUUUCAACUCGCCCACCGACAAGGGUGAUCUUUAUAUGAAGUUUAGGGUGAAUUUCCCUGAGAACAAUUUUGCCACGCCAGUGCAGAUGGCCCAGUUGGAGGAAGUGCUGCCGCCCAAGGAACGCAUUGUCAUUCCAGAGGGAGCCGAGGUGGUUGAGAUGAGCGACUACAAGCCACAAGCGCGUCCUAAUCCAAGCGGGGAUGAUGAAGAGCACGGACAAUCGCCCCACUUUGAGAACGUCCAGUGCCAGACGGCUUAGUUGUUGUGGCUACUGCAGGCUCUAUACUUUUGCUUUGAUCUUUGGCAGCUACUGUUCACGCUCAGCGUGGACGAGAUCUGCUUUCUGUUGCCGCUAGUCGUCUUAAUAUGCAUAGUAUUAUUUAUCAUACAGGAAUGUUUGCUGUGAAAAGCGCGUGAUCAAAAUUUUUUAGUAUAUGUUACUCGUAAGGCGCAGUCAAGACAAAGCUUAGCCGGAUGCAUCGUUGAUCGUUCAUUAAUCUCACUUAAUUAUCGGACGGCUUACACUCUCUAAUCUAAACUAUUUUUUGGUUUUUCUAAACUAAACUAACCAUUUACCAAAUACACAUUUAUCUCACUGUAGAAAUGAUAAAAACAA